AUGGCAAGCAACAACGAUGAUGGUCUGGAAAUGGUCUAUACGCCUAGGGAUGACGGGGUGGAAUGGCCAUUCGAUGUAGAAGAAUGCAUGAUGUUCACAGGUCAAGGAAGCCGCGAAACUCGGAAUGUCAAAAUCUGGAGCGAUAUCCGCCAUCUCCUAGACUAUCCGGAAACAGAACCAUUUGAUGUCGUCUUGAAGAGAUGGGAGUACCAGCCCGAUCUUAUCAGCAACUGUCCUCACGCUCCAGGAGUUCAAUUUCGCAUUGCAGUAAACGAGACUAAUGCCGAAUUAAAUAACCUGACGCCGGAGAAAGGAGACUCUUACUUUACUGCACUUGCAUUGCAUAUCUAUGGAAACGCCGAUCACUGGAUCUUGACGAAGGGCGAGCAUCUGGAAUAUUUCGAAGCUGUAUUGGGGGACAAGGACCAUCCUCGCCAUGAGCUGUACCAGAAAUCCAAUGAGCAAACUUCAGGACCAAACCACUUCCACUUGCUCGAAAGGCUUAUGGUUCCUCAUUGCUGGGUUGAUCAUAAACUUUUACAGCAAGUAACUGCAGAUCUGUACGGAAUCUUCUUGGUCACGAUCACGUCUCAACCGGAAACCGAAGACAUCAUCGAUAUUCAGGUUCGCGGUAGUUACAAUGCACCUCACCGAUUCCUGCUCUUCAACAAUGGAAGCAGCUACAAUCCUCUUGUUCCGAAUGUGCCCCGGCCGUCAGAAUACCGCUUCCCAAGGAUCACGUUCGAUAAUACUCGAGGAGAGUUGGGGAUGGCCGGUAGUUUGAGAAAGUCUGAGAAUGACGGUCUACUUCACCCUUGGCGACGACCUCUUCCUGGUGUUCCAGUCCCGGAGAGACUUGUCCCAGUUCCAAUUACAACGCUCGGCAAAAUAUCUCGUGAGACCAUUGAGAGGGUAAAUUGGAUCACUAUUCGUGAUGAACCUGAUGAUACCAUACAGAUGGCUACCGAUGUUCCAAAAGUGAGCUCUGGAACAUCUAAGGCAAGCCCUGGGUCAAAUAAACCUGAUGACACCAAUCAGAUGGCUAUCGAUGUUCCAAAAGUGAGCUCUGAAACAUCUAAGCCGAGCCCUGGGUUAAAUGAACCUGAUGAUAUGAAUCAGAUGGCUGCCGAUGUUCCAAAAGUAAGCUCUGGAACAUCUAAGCAGAGCCCUGGGUCAAGUGAACCUGAUGAUACUACUCCUGAGAUGCCAAAUAAUGGACCUUCUAAAAAAUCCAUUGACUACUUUCGGAAGAGUCUGAGCGAUCUUGAAGAUAUUGUCAGAAUACGAGGUGUAAAGAUUCCAGAAAGAAUUGCAAAUCAAGCAGAUGCACAAAUUCGAAGAGAGCGAAUUGCUGCUUUACUGGAAAGACUGGACGAAGGGAACGUUGGACAGAGAUGGAACGACUUGCGCGUGUCACAACUAGUCGAUCAAGAAGAGUAUGGGCCUUGUAAACAAGUAGGCGAUGAGACGGAAACGACUACAAAAACCUGGCUGGAGAAGGUCGGAGGCGUACUCAAAAAGACGACCAGAGCGACCACGACGCAGGUACUCACAAGUGUCCCUCUUGGCAUCUUGCCCUUGACGAGAGCAAAGUGCUCAACGACAGCGGAUUGGUUGAAGGUGUAUGAGGAUAUCAAUGCCAACAAUGAUAGCUACCUCCAGUGUCUUCUGCUUGGAGCAAAGCUUGUCCCUACUGGGGUAAGGCAGAAAGAUAUCGAUGCGUAUCAAAAAUUCAUGCUAGGCGAGCAGGCUAUUGAGACAACUAGCAAGGGGAAUUCUCCGAGAGAUGCCCAAGGAGGCAAUACCAUGGGUAACACACCGGAAUCUGCGACAGCAAAUGAAGUUCAAUCUCCGCAACGAAGCCUUCAAGGUAAGCGUUCACCAUCCCCUGAGGAACAAUCUGACGAUGAAUCUAGCUUUGAGCCGGAUUCAGACAUAGAGUCCAGUUCUGAGUCCGAAUCGCCAGACAGAAUCAAUUGGGAGGGAAAGGGAACGACCAUGAGAAUGAUCAGAGACGAGGCCAAGAAACGUAUACCACCCAUUAUAAUCCCUGUUGGGAUGAAGGCGUCGAAGGUGAAAUCUACCUAUGGUCCUCAAUUGACAGCUCUGGAUAAUGCAGCCAAGAAGCAAAGAGAUGCAGUUCGGGCAGCCGAGAGUGCCAGAAGAAAGAAGAGACCUAAGGACAAGCAUGGAAACUUGCACAAGAGAGCAAAGUUCCAGCACGAAAGCGAAGAUGACGACGCUGAUGAGCUUGCGGGCAUGUAAUGGGGAGAAGUGCAAGGCGAACGUGAAGACGAAGACAAGAAUGUUGAAGAAGG
Molecule: messenger RNA, 2318 nt
Organism: Amorphotheca resinae ATCC 22711
Lineage: Eukaryota; Fungi; Ascomycota; Leotiomycetes; Helotiales; Amorphothecaceae
Exons: 3
Coding region: 1-2265 (754 amino acids)
Source: RefSeq, a predicted model, not a curated record